ACAUAACAGAUUUACCAUCAUCAUAUUUUUAUUUUUUUGUAUAUAUAGAAUCAUAAAUACCCACUCCUCCCAAUAUAACUUUGUUCUUUUAUUUCUCCAAAAAAAAAAACUUUGUUCUUUCAAAAUAUUCUCCACAAGCAUGAAGCCAAAGCUGUUAUUGACAGCAACCAUAGUUUUGCUCCUCUCUCUCUUGAUUGCUGUACCUGUUAUGCGUAUCAGAUAUUCAUCUGAUGAAACACCCAAUAAUGAAAAAUCUUCCAAUAACAAGUUUUGGCAAUUUGAAGCUAUUCCUAUUGAGGGUGCAGUUGGACCAGAGAGCUUUGCUUUUGACCCACUUGGUGGAGGCCCUUAUACAGGCAUAUCAGAUGGUCGGAUCAUCAAAUGGGAUCAAAAUCAACGGCGUUGGAUCAAUUUCGCCAUAACUUCUCCACAGAGAGAUGGUUGUGAAGGGCCACACGAUCAUGAUGAAAUGGAACACAUUUGUGGGCGUCCAUUAGGAUUGGGCUUCGACACAGCCACAGGUGAUCUUUAUAUCGCUGAUGCGUACAUGGGCCUAUUGGUUGUGGGCCCUGAUGGAGGCAUGGCCACUAAGGUUGCUACACGUAUUCCCUUGGGUUUCACCAAUGGUUUGGACAUUGAUCAUCGCAAUGGGGUGGUGUAUUUUAGUGAUAGCAGCUCACAAUACCAAAGGAGGAAUCACAUCUCAUUAGUACUAAGUGGGGAUAAAACAGGAAGGCUAAUGAAAUAUGACCCAAAAGACAAACAAGUAACUGUUCUUCUUAAAAAUCUUUCAUUCCCCAAUGGUGUAGCAUUAAGUGAAAAUGGCCACUACAUUCUAGUUGCAGACUCCACCAAUUGCAAAAUCAUGAGGUAUUGGCUAGAAACAUCGAAAGCUGAAACUUUUGAAGUCUUUGCUCAACUCCCAGGGUUUCCAGACAACAUCAAGAGAAGUCCUAGGGGAGGAUUUUGGGUGGCAAUUUAUUCAAGAAGAGAAAGGAUCUUAGAAUGGAUGCUUUCCUAUCCUUGGAUAGGAAAUGCUUUGCUUAAGCUUCCUUUUAACAUUACGAAAGCUUAUGCAUAUUUAGCUAAGUGGAGGGCAAGUGGAAUGGCAGUGAGGUUGAGUGAACAAGGUGAAGUAUUGGAAAUAUUUGAAGAAAAAAGUGGAAUUAGAUGGAGAUCUAUUUCUGAAGUGAAGGAGAAAGAUGGAAACUUAUGGAUUGGAUCAAUAAAUAUGCCUUUUGUAGGCAUGUAUAAGAGUAAUUUUUAGAUAUUUUCAGAGCACUAUGAAUAGAGCUCUCUUAUCUCACAUUCAUAAUAGGAUCCGCUCAUUAAAUUCAUAAUAGACCUCACAAUGAAUGUGAAAGGAGAAUAUAAAUAAACCUUUUUUUAGUUCCCUUUACAGUUUUUAUAGGUGUUAAGGUGUAAACUAGCAGGUUACCUAUGUGGACUAUUAUCGGUCUAAUAUUUCUUGAAGGAGCAAUAAUUUAAGAAACUAAACUUCUUUCAUUGA
Molecule: messenger RNA, 1510 nt
Organism: Quercus robur (English oak)
Lineage: Eukaryota; Viridiplantae; Streptophyta; Magnoliopsida; Fagales; Fagaceae
Product: protein STRICTOSIDINE SYNTHASE-LIKE 2
Exons: 3
Coding region: 140-1267 (375 amino acids)
Biological process (GO): biosynthetic process
Molecular function (GO): strictosidine synthase activity
Source: RefSeq, a predicted model, not a curated record